Messenger RNA from Guyanagaster necrorhizus, 1583 nucleotides. Its product is annotated as FAD/NAD(P)-binding domain-containing protein. Gene Ontology annotation, molecular function: monooxygenase activity; FAD binding. The transcript is spliced from 5 exons. Lineage: Eukaryota; Fungi; Basidiomycota; Agaricomycetes; Agaricales; Physalacriaceae. The record is from RefSeq and is a predicted model, not a curated record. Bases 314 to 1537 code for a protein of 407 amino acids.
GUUAUACCUUCAUUUUUUCGAUUUGCGUUGAGAAAAUGGUUCAAUUGCAUUGCAUGCCUGUUACCCCCUUCUUUCUUUCAACUACCAUCAUCUCCAUUCAACAUUGAAGCAUACUCACUGGCUACCGUGACGGCCACGGCCUCCUCACCGUCUGUACGCUCUCACCAAAGGAGCGUCCCUGCCUCCUCGUAACCGUUGACGCCAAAAGAUGCCCUGUAAUGCAAUGUACAAAAUCCAGCACACCACGAGGUGCGCGAGGCUCUAGACCGAUUUGGGUAUCAGAUCCGGAGAUUGUGAUAAAGAAUUACUCGCCAUGAAGGUAUGCAUUAUUGGAGCCGGUAUGGGCGGUUUGGCUGCAUCUAUUGCGCUGCAGCAGGACGGUCACCAAACUGUUGUCUAUGAGCGGGUCUCCGACCUUCGACCCGUUGGUGCAGCUAUCUCAGUAUGGUGUAACGGCGUCAAGGUUCUGGCACGGCUUGGUCUACUCAAGGAAGUGGAAAGGGUGUCUGGUCAGAUGAACAGAAUGAGCUAUCGGAAGUGGGAUACUGGUGAGGUGUACUGCGAUUUCAGCUUGCUGCCCCUGUACGAGGAGGUAAAACAACGGGCAUACCCUAUCGCGCGAGCUGAGCUGCAACGGAUGCUUCUCGAUGCCAAUGCGCCUGCACCUAUCCACCUCCAGAAGCGCGCCGUAUCCUACUCGACUUCUCAGGACGGCAUCACGGUGUCUUUUGAAGACGGAACGAUAGAGACAGCCGACUUUGUCGUUAUCGCCGACGGAACGCAUUCCAAGCUGCGCAACCAGAUCACCAAGGCAGAGAUCCAGAGAGAUUAUGUCGGAUACGUGAACUGGAAUGGGCCUAUCGAGAUGAAAGAAUUCGAGGGACUGAUAUCAAGCGAUAAUUGGACGCAGUUUGUAGGCGAGGGUAAACGAGUGUCGUUCAUGCCUAUGUCAGCAACACAUUACUACUUCUUCUUAGACGUACCUCUUCCUCUAUCCUCCGCGCCCAAACGGCCAGAAGAAUACCGCGCUUCUCUCACGAAACAUUUUGGACAUUGGCAUCCAACUGUCCAGAAACUUGUUGAGAGGCUAGACCCUUCUAAAGUGGCGCGAGUGGAAAUACACGACACCAAGACGCUUCCCACGCUCGUCGACCUCGAAUCGGGGCGUGCAUUACUCAUCGGCGACGCUGCGCAUGCUACCUGUCCGGAUCUAGGACAAGGAGGCUGUCAGGCGUUUGAAGACGCGUUCGUUCUCCAGCAGCUGUUCCGCGAGCACCGGGUAUCUCCUGCAUCCGCAUCGGCGAAACCAGAUGUUGAGGUCCUUCGUGCUGUGCUGCGGGAUUUCCAAGAUCAACGAGGGGAGCGCACGGCAGAGCUUGUUUUGCGUGCGAGGAAGCGGUCUGGGGUGACACACCAGCUGGGCGAACCGCAGGAGACAUUGGACUGGUAUGAGGAGCUGAAGACGGAGGACGGGACGGGAAUCAUGCGGGGGAUGAUCAAGACUAUUCUUGGUGCGCCAGCGCAGUUGGACCAUUAAAAUUAAUGGAAUGUAUUGCUUUGUAGAGAGGAAAAAUAUACAUUAG